Messenger RNA from Zeugodacus cucurbitae (melon fly), 5505 nucleotides. Its product is annotated as CDK5 and ABL1 enzyme substrate 1. The record is from RefSeq and is a predicted model, not a curated record. Lineage: Eukaryota; Metazoa; Arthropoda; Insecta; Diptera; Tephritidae. The transcript has 10 exons. Gene Ontology annotation, biological process: regulation of cell cycle. The coding region runs from base 1990 to 4320 and encodes 776 amino acids.
UCAGAUUAUUUCAUCAGUCCGAAAAAUUCUCUCUCCUGGAAAAGUUCACAUCUGUUUUUAGUGUUGUGUGAUAACAGUUUAAAUUCUGUUAUUUUUCAUAAAAUUACCUAUUAAUUUCGUAUUGAAUACUUGUAUUGUGUAUUAAAUGUAUAUGUAACACUAAAUAUUUGAAAAAUUAAACAACGAACAAGUUUAAAGUGUUUUUUGUGAGACAACGUAAUCGAAAGGUGGACAUUGGCACGGGUACGUACAAAGAGACCAACGAGUAGAUAAAUAGCGAAAGCGUGUGCGAUUUUCGUAAAUAACAAGAGAAGAAAACGAACUUGAUUCCUUACGAUUUUCCGGAGGCCAAACUUGUGGGCGUAUAGCACUAAAAGCGCAAGGAAAUUGUAGCAAUACAAUAGUAAAAAUUGUAAAACGUUUAUUAAAUUUGCGCUUAAACCGAUAUAUUGGAAUUUACCAGUAGUGGGGAGGGAAAAAAUGUGCUAAUGCAGUAAUUUAACCGCAAAUUUCCACUUACGGUUUAGUGCCAACCAUACAUUGUUAACCUUUGUCAAUAAGAAGCGAUUUCAUAGCGUGUGCGUACAAAAAUAGACAAAAUGAUUCGCCUGAAACAAUUUUAAGUUAAUACAAAACAAACCAUUAAAAUAUAUAUAAAUAACACAAUUGUACGUCACAACCACUGUUGCUGGGCUAAGUGAACGUGUGUGCAUUUAUAUAUUAUCACAAAGUGUGUGUGGUUUCUUUUUGAAGUGUUUGCCAAAAUAUCGAAAAUAAAUUAGAUACAUCGUUGAAUUUUCCCGACAACCACCACUCUGAGUUUGCAUUCGAAAGCGAACACACGGCGCACCACGAAGCGAACGAGCAGCAGCGGCGAAAAUAAAUUCAAACCGCAUAAUAAUAUUGGAAAAUUUUCAACUAAUGUUGCAUGUGACAGCGGCCAACGACCAGUGAGUUUUCAGCGACCAACAACAACAACAAAUUGCAUUUUAUUGCAAUUCAACGAGAAAUCAUAACUGUGUUUGUGUGUGUAUGUGCAACUUAAACUGAAUUUGCGCAGAAAUUUUCACGGUUUACGGUAAAAAAACAACGAUUUUCUUUAAUUUCACAUUUUACGUUUUGACUUUUCCAAAGUUUAUACAGUUACCAGUAAUAAGCAACAAAAUGUCGCGUUUAAGUAAAUCGAAUUCGUCUAAAAAAGUGUCGCUUUUAAAGACUAAAAAGUUUAUGUGAUAUUCGUAUACGUUCGAAAGUCAUACACUAACAACAACAAGAAAGUUAAUACAAAUCUAUUUAGCGAAACAGUCGUGCAGUAGAAACACUGCGUUUAAUCUGAAGAAUUUGUAACAAAACGCUAAAGUCGACCCAAUACUGUGUGGUAAUUUUUAUAAACGGACUGGGCGCUUUAAGAAAAUUUUGUGAAUUUUAUAAAAAAAAAUAAGUUUGAAAAUUUUAUAAAAAGAUUUGGAAAAUUUAAGAAAUUCAAAUUUCCUAAAAAAUAUAAUAUUGUAAAAGCAAUUUCAAUAAAAAAGUGAGUUCUUCGAGCGAUUCUGCGUGAGAUUUUUUUGAAAAGCUAUACAAAACAGUUGAAAAAAGAGAAUUUUCAACUUAUAAAUCUGUGAAUUUCCGCGAUAAAUAAGCGCAACUGAAAAAUUUGUUUAAAAAACGAGAAGGCUCUUUAAAUUACACUGUGCUCUAGCGACAUAAGCUCUACAUACCCAUAUACAUUCCAUACGCUUUAAGAAAAGUAAUAGAAGAAGUAAGUCUUGCGCAGCGUAACUACUGUGAGUCAAGAGAAAACCACCGAACGCAGCUACAGAGUCAGCGGUACACAGCAGUAGCAGCAGCAAAAGAAGAAGCAGCAGUGCAAGAGUGGUGCUAAGAGCAGCAGCAGCAGCAGAAGCAGUUCAAGUGCAAAUAUCAAGCGACGCGUUCAAUAACCAAAUAGACGCCUUAAAGUUGAAAGACACCAAUUGCCGUCACUGCCUAAUGGCAAGUUCGCUUAAUAAAACGAGACACAGGCGCAGAUUGACUGCGAUCUCGUUUCUAUCGAAUAUUUCAUUAGAUGGCACACAUCGGGAUACUAAAUUUGGAGCAACAAUUGGCAUUUGUGGCAACGCGGCUACAACGUACAACGCAACGGCAGCGGGAUUACAAAGUGGCGCAACGAUUGGUGGCGGCGGAGGCGGCGGCAUCGGAUACGGCGGCGGCGGCGGCAAGCAGCAACAACAUCAACACUACAACUACAACCGCAAUAAUAAUCGACAUCCACGGCAACAGCAUCAUCAGCAUCAGCACCAGCACCAACACUACUAUACGCAACAUCAUCCGAAUGGCGGUUGCAACAUGGGUAACGGCAAUGCCGGCGGCGCUGGCGGCAUGCAUGCACCUUCAGCCGCAAUGUAUCUCGCCUCAUGCGAUGAUGCGCACAUGGACUACAUGGGCGGCGGCGGUGGUGGUUGUGGUGCUGGUGAAGGCGGCGGCGGCGGUGGCACUGGCAGCGAUGGCUGUGCCGAUAGUACCGGCAGCGCCGAUGGUGAUGGGCAUUUUAGUGAAAUUGAAAAUAUGGGUCAACACUUGAUAAAUGCACGGCCGGGCAACGCUUACAAGGGCGAUGGUGGCAUUAAAGCAGCAACAGCAACUGUCGCAGGCAGGUCGACAGUCAAGCAUAUGGAUAAAUCCGCUGGUGACUACGACUUCAUUAGCGGCAGCGAUGGUGUUGGCGGCAUUGGUGGUGCAACUGUGACUGAGAAGCGCAAUGUUAAGCGACCUACAUCGAGUAGUCGGCAACAGUGCAAUCAUAAUUGCAGGCAAACUUCUAAGCAUGGCACAAUGGGCAUUGCCAGCAAGCAACAGUUGGCUGGCGGUAGCGGCGGUUCGGGCGCCGAAAGUGGCAGCGAUUCGGAUAGCGUCAAAAUACCAAUGAAAGUUUCCAGUUUGGGUGCCGGCAUACUAAUGCCAUUGCGUGAAAGAACUUUCAGCAAUGGCGCCAACGAUGCCCACAUCAUGCCGGAGCGUCGCGCACGCCUCAAUACGGCGCCGGGUAUGCGUAUCGGUGUCGGUGUCGGCGGCAGUGCUGGUGGCAAGCGACCGUGCAACAUAAUACACGGUUCCACGCACAUAACCGACGACAGCAGUACGGAGAGUUUGACGCCCGGCAGUUUCCCGGGCAGUUUUACGGGACGUGGCAGCAUUAGCAAGAGUGUGCAAAUCAACGAUGCCAAGGAUUUGCGUUUCCUCAAUGCACAAGCGCACAAACAGCAUCAGUACAAGGAUGAUCGUGUGGUGUUGACGUCGCGCAAAGUGCCGUUCUUUAUAUUCUCGGCGCUGCCGUAUUACAAGGGUAAAAAUGGCAGAGCCGAAUUACGCAAGGAGGGUCGUCGACGCAAUCCAUCCGGUUCGCGUCCAUUAUCCGCCAUCAAUGAUGCACCCUUCGAUCCAUUCGAUUUGUUGGGCAUCGAAAAGGGUGAGAGUGGGCAGGAAAUCUCCUAUGGCCAUCUACUCAUACCCACACGUCAUUAUGGCAAAGAGAGUAAAAGCAAACAUGGCGGUGGCACUUCGGCCAACACAUCUCUAUUGGAUAGUCAAAUAGAAAUAACGAGUACAGCAGCACUUAAAAAUCACGGCAUCGCCAGGACAAAAGUUAUAACCUGGCAAAAGGGAAAAUGGUGCUUCACUUAUGACAACAACAAUCGCAAUAGUACCGCAAGUCCGACACCAGACCUCAAAUUGGAUUUAGAUGAUAGUUUGUUGUUUAAUGCGGACGGUACGCGCGGCAUGCAGUUUCAAUAUUCCGCCAAUAUUUUGGAUGAUCCCGAAUUGAUUGCGGGCAAGCAUCGCACUUUGCUGACAUUCACAUCGUACAUGACAUCCGUGAUCGAUUAUGUGCGUCCAUCAGACUUGAAGAAGGAGUUGAAUGAUAAAUUCCGUGAGAAAUUUCCACACAUACAACUCACGCUGAGCAAAUUACGGAGCCUCAAGCGUGAAAUGCGUCGCAUCAACAAGUUAGAUAGUCGUAUUGAUUUGGUCACCAUCUCGCAGGCGUAUGUCUACUUUGAGAAAUUGAUCUUGGGCAAUCUGAUCAAUAAGAGUAAUCGUAAGCUAUGUGCGGGCGCUUGUCUGUUACUCAGCGCCAAAAUGAACGAUGUCAAAGGUGAAUCGCUGAAGAGCCUAAUUGAGAAAACCGAGAAUGUCUUUCGCGUGAAUCGCAAGGAGCUAAUCGCUUCGGAAUUCGCUGUGCUCGUGGCAUUAGAGUUCAGUUUGCAUGUACCCAUGCAUGAGGUAUUGCCGCAUUAUCAGCGUUUGCUUUACGAGUCCUAGAAUUGGCCGAAACGCUUCGCCGAAAAGCGCUUGGUAGCGGUGACAUCGCGUUAUUACUUUCGGCAUCGCAAUAGCAGCAAGAAGUGAAGGGAAAUAUAUGGGCGUAAAUGGUAGUUUAUGGAAUGUUACACAAAUUGAUAUUCAAUUUGUCCUUAAAUGAGUUAGCUGUAUGCAUUUUAUGCGUGCGAAAUAUUGAAAUAUGAAAUUGGAGGAAAGCUGAUUUUACAAAUUACAACAAAAUAUAUAACAAAAUUAAAUUUUUAGCGGAAAAAAAUAUUUAGUAAGCGCAAAAUUACCACACAAUGAUUUUUAGCAAAACGAAAAUUUGUACUUAAACGCUAAGGGAGCAAAGAAAAAACAUUUUUAUAGCAAAUAAGUUAGGGCAAUAAGCAUUUGAUUUAAAAUUUAAUAAGAUUUUAUUUGAGCGCAGGAGAAAAUUUCAACGUUUGCUUAAGAGAAAUUUGAACUUAUAAACAAUUAUUUUAAUUAAUUAUACUUUUUUGACUACAUUACGACUAUUUUUAAAUUUUUUUUUUUGUGGAGAUUUGUUUAAUAUAUGUUUUAAGCGUGUCUGGUGAACUUCAUUUAAAGUUAGUUUUUUAUGUUCUGGGGUUGAGGUCAUUUUUUUUUGUGUUUAAAAAUAUAUAUUAAUUUAAUAGUAUGUUUGAAAAAUCAAUCAACAACUUUUUAAUACAAAAACAAUUUUUUUUUUAAUUUUUUUCUGACUUGUAAUUAAAAAUAUUUGAUUUUCACACAAAUUCAAGUGUUUUUGACAUGUUAAUAUCCAUUUUUUAUAUAUUUUAUUUUAUUACAAAUUUCAUAACUCCAUACAUUUUAGUAUGGAAAGGGUUAAUUGAAACAUUGAAAAUAAAUUUUUUUCUUAUUCUUAACUAAAAAUAUAUUUUUUUCUCUAAGCAAACGUAAAUGUUUGUAUGUAGCACAUAAUAUACAUUAAUACAUAAUAUACAGUAAUAUAUACAUAUAUAUCUACAUAUAAUUUAAGCGAACAGUAAGCGUUAAAGGAUUAGAUAACAAAUGCUUUUAAAAAGUGUACGAAAUUUAAAUGUAAAUUUAGGCAAUACAAAUGCUUUGCAAAAGUGAAAAAGAAAAAAAAAAACAUUUUAUAAAAAAUAUGUUUACAUCAAUAUUACUUGGGAAAUAUAAACGAAAAUUUAGCAAAUGAAA